GAGAGAGGCAGCUUACACACGCCUUCCAGACGCUCCACUCAGAGCAGCCCCGAGAUCGCUGCCACCGCCACGGCUCCUGCUACCACCGCGACCACCGCUGCCACCUGCGGAGACCCGCCGCCCCUCGCCCGCCCCCACCGCUGUCCCUGGCCAGUCCCCGCGGGCGGCCAGCUUUCCCAGCGCAUUGCAACUACCGUCAUGAUGAUUAUUAUUCCAAGAGAAGAAAACUAAAAGACGAUACCAGCCAAAAAAGAAAAAGAAGUAAAAGGAAAGAAAAAAGAACAACGUAUACCUUUUCCGUUUUGCUCGUGCCUCCUCGAAAGAGAAUCUCUGGUCCUGGCUGGAGCAACAGAAGGGACCGAGGGCGAGUGUUGAGGGGGAGGGAGGAGUUGCGGUCAUUGCGUGGAAAGUUGCGCGUGGCGGAGACACGAAGGCGCAGCGCCACAGCCCAGGGGACCGUGUGUCUGGGAGAAAUCGCUGUCCUCUUGCGUCGAGACCCUAGGAGCGCGCGGUCACCCGGGGUCCAGGACGACGCCCCCUCCUGCGGCGUGGACUCUGGUCAGUGGCCCUCGAAAAGGAGGAGAAAAAUGGCAUCCGAGGCGACCCCUUCCUGCCGUCUGGUUCUUUGCCUCUUGAUCUCCGCUGCGGUCCUCAGACCAGGUCUUGGAUGGUAUACUGUAAAUUCAGCAUAUGGUGAUACCUUAGUCAUGCCUUGUCGACUCGAGGUCCCUCAGAAUCUCAUGUUUGGCAAAUGGAAAUAUGAAAAGCCUGAUGGCUCUUCAGUAUUUAUCGCCUUCAGGUCCUCUACAAAGAAAAACGUGCAUUACGACGAUGUACCAGAAUACAAAGACAGAUUAAACCUCUCUGAAAACUACACCCUGUCUAUCAGUAAUGCAAAGAUCAGUGAUGAGAAGAGAUUCGUGUGCAUACUGGUGACAGAGGACAAUGUGUUUGAGGCUCCAACAGUAGUGAAAGUGUUCAAGCAACCUUCUCAACCUGAAAUUGUAAACAAAGCACCAUUUCUUGAAACAGAGCAGCUAAAAAAGUUGGGUGACUGCAUUUCAAAAGAUAGUUACCCAGAAGGCAACAUUACAUGGUACAGGAGUGGAAAAGUGCUUCAGCCCCUGGAAGGAGCAGUGGUCAUCAUUUUCAAAAAGGAAAUGGAUCCCGUCACUCAGUUAUAUACUAUGACUUCAUCCUUGGAGUACAAGACAAGCAAGGCUGAUAUACAAAUGCCAUUCACCUGUUCCGUGACCUAUUAUGAACCUUCUGGCCAGAAAAUAAUUCAGUCUGAACAGGCAGUCUUUGACAUUUAUUAUCCCACAGAGCAGGUGACAAUACAAGUGUUACCACCAAAAAAUGCCAUCAAAGAAGGGGACAACAUCACCCUUAAGUGCUUGGGGAAUGGCAACCCUCCUCCAGAGGAGUUUAUGUUUUACCUACCAGGCCAGCCCGAAGGAAUAAGAAGCUCAAAUACUUACGUAUUGACAGAUGUGAGGCGCAAUGCAACAGGAGACUACAAAUGCUCCCUGACAGACAAGAAGAGCAUGAUUGCUUCAACAACUAUCACCGUUCACUAUCUGGAUUUAUCCUUAAACCCAAGUGGAGAAGUGACCAUGCAGAUUGGAGACUCCCUGCCUGUAUCCUGCACAGUAUCUGCUAGUAAGAACGCAACUGCGGUGUGGAUGAAAGAUAACAUGAGGCUUAGAUCGAGGCCAUCAUUUUCUAGUCUUCAUUAUCAGGAUGCUGGAAAUUAUGUAUGUGAAACUGCUCUGCAGGAAGUAGAAGGACUAAAGAAAAGAGAGUCAUUGACCCUCAUUGUAGAAGGGAAACCUCAAAUCAAAAUGACAAAGAAAACUGAUCCUAGCGGACUGUCUAAAACAAUAAUCUGCCAUGUGGAAGGCUUCCCAAAGCCAGCUAUACAUUGGACAAUUACCGGCAGUGGAAGUGUCAUAAACCAGACAGAGGAAUCUCCUUAUAUCAAUGGCAGGUAUUAUAGUAAAAUUAUCAUUUCCCCUGAAGAGAAUGUUACAUUAACUUGCACAGCAGAAAACCAGCUGGAAAGAACAGUAAACUCCCUCAAUAUCUCUGCUAUAAGUAUUCCAGAACACGAUGAGGCAGACGAGAUAAGUGAUGAAAACAGAGAAAAGGUGAAUGACCAGGCCAAACUAAUUGUGGGGAUUGUUGUGGGUCUCCUCCUCGCUGCUCUCGUGGCUGGCAUCGUCUACUGGCUGUACAUGAAAAAAUCAAAGACUGCAUCAAAACAUGUAAACAAAGACCUUGGGAAUAUGGAGGAAAACAAAAAGUUGGAAGAAAACAAUCACAAAACAGAAGCCUAAGAGAGAAAUGAUUCCUGUUGUCCAG
Perognathus longimembris pacificus (Pacific pocket mouse) is the source of this 2364-nucleotide messenger RNA. It is a transcript of the gene Alcam, whose product is annotated as activated leukocyte cell adhesion molecule. The transcript has 15 exons. Gene Ontology annotation, biological process: cell adhesion. The coding region runs from base 588 to 2339 and encodes 583 amino acids. The record is from RefSeq and is a predicted model, not a curated record. Lineage: Eukaryota; Metazoa; Chordata; Mammalia; Rodentia; Heteromyidae. Gene Ontology annotation, cellular component: plasma membrane.